Molecule: messenger RNA, 1932 nt
Organism: Protopterus annectens (West African lungfish)
Lineage: Eukaryota; Metazoa; Chordata; Ceratodontiformes; Protopteridae
Gene: ABHD15
Product: abhydrolase domain containing 15
Exons: 2
Coding region: 95-1477 (460 amino acids)
Molecular function (GO): short-chain carboxylesterase activity; monoacylglycerol lipase activity
Source: RefSeq, a predicted model, not a curated record
UAAGUGAAAAAUAUUUUUUCUAGUCUGAAGUGAGACUUUGUGGGACAUUUGUUUUACUGUUGCAGUUUAGUGACACUCAAAUACAUGUGCAGAGAUGUUAUGGGGAAUUGUAGCAGGAGUUUUUCUUUUGAUUUUCUUAUGUUUGGGAAGAAGACUGCUCUGCAGUAAGAUUAAGUCCGGAACUGUGUUCAGCACUGGAAAACAUGGAAAUACAAAGGAGGAAGAGGAUGAGGAAGAUGAUGAUUUUGGUCUCCUGCAAUACAGCGAGAAAGUCCAAGGUGGUUCACCACUGAUCUGCAAGUCCUCUGCUCUGGCUACUUACCUGCUUGACACCUGCCCUGCUUUUUCAGAAACUACUGGCUCAGGCUGGUCCCAGAUAAUCUGGGCUCAUCUACAUACUAUUCUCAAUUUGUUUUUCCCCGUUGAGACCGAAAUUGAAAUUGCCAGAGAUCACCUGCAGCUCCUGGACCAAGGUAUUGUGUCACUGGACUGGGUAGUGGGACCCCAUCCACCAAGCAAAAGUCGGAGAGCCACCAACAUUUUCCCUUCCCCUCCAAUCCUACUCAUUAUUCCCAACUCAUUUGGUCGAAUCACAAGGAAUGUGCAGCAGCUAUGCAGUCUAGCAAUGGAACAAGGUUACUAUCCAGUUAUCUUCAACAGAAGGGGACAUAACAGGUGCCCACUGACCACCCUGAAACUGCAAGAGUUUGGUGACCCAUCAGACCUUCAAGCAGCCAUUUCCUACAUCAGAUUUCGACAUCCCAGUUCUAAGAUAUUUGCAGUCAGUGAAAGCUCAGGAUCUGGUCUGCUGCUGUCCUACAUGGGUGAAUGGGGUUCUUCAACCUAUGUGACUGGGGCAGUCUGCAUCUCCCCAAUCUUCAGAUGCCAGGAAUGGUUUGAAUCCAGAAUGUUAUGGUUCUACAGAUGGACUAUACUUCUUUAUCAAAAAUUCUGUCACAGCAGGUAUGCUACAGUGCUAGGAGACAUCAUCUAUACAGAGAGGUUGUUCCACAGCAGCUCACUCUGGGAAUUUGAGGAGCUUCUUUUCUGCCAUACGAAAAGAAAAGCUGUGAGCUGGCAAUCUUACUGGGAGAGGAAUGAGCCACUGAGGGAUGUGGAUGAAGUUGCCGUUCCAGUUCUGUGCAUCUGCAGUAAAGACGACCCAAUAAGAGGAAAUGUUGACAGUACUCUGCCGCUGGAGCUUUUCAAAACCAAUCCAUAUCUCUUCCUCUGGCUAACUAAACAUGGGGGUCAUUGUGGCUUUAUUAGCCAAGAUUCCACAAUAUGGAGUCACCGGGCUACCCUUCAGUUCUUCAAAUCAGUCACAGAGUUCUUCCGAAUGGAGGAGAGAAGACUAUCAGGUCCUAGAAGAAGCUCAGUUCUACUAUAUAGACAAAGGAGAGGAACACUUCAGAAAAGGGAGCGUGCCUAUUCCAGCAUUAACAUCUUCAACUGGCAAAGAUCAUAUACCAGGUGAUGGAAAGAAGCAAUAGCAAAACAAAGUUUUUUGUUUAAUUUUCGGUCGGAAGGCUGGGCCAGGGGUUUUCAGCUACAAACUGUUACAGCAGAGUUGAGAAAAAUAUUACACAGAGUUGUACCAAAAUGAAACAACCCACUAUUGUUAAAGAGAUGUACUGCACCUCUGUAUUUAACUAUUACUUUUUCCUGGGGAGGGGGAGUCUGUUUUUGUUGCAUUUUACAUCUUAUAAACACAUAUCCAAAGGCUCAUGCACUGUAUUAUCAACAUUAAAACAAUUAACCUUUAUUAUAUGAAGGAAGUCUUGCCAUAAGUGUCUUAAACUGCACUAAAAAUGUUGAAGUUACUGAAUCAUUCAAUGAACAGAUUUUCUUCCCGUUACAACAGUUAGAAUACCUGAACUUCAAGUCUGAAGCAGACUGGACUUUUAAAUUAAAAAUGAACAAAUAAUGGAA